AUGUCCCCGAAGGAAAUUAGAGAGGAUGAGAUCGAGACAUUCCUCACCAAGUUGAGGGCAGCAGAUACCGACAAGAGGGUUGAUCAGAUCCAGUUCUUCGGUCUCAAGCUAGAAGACGCUUCCUCGCUACCCGAAGCGACGCUCGAUGCCAUCACUCAAUCUCUGACCCCGCUCAUCCGAUCCUCAUCUCAGCUACUGGUCACUUCAGUACUCAGCCAUUUCCUGACCCUCUACAUCCCACUCCUCCCUCUCGCGCCGCCUCGACAUCUUCAGCUCGUCCUCGUCCAGCUUCUCCCAGCCCUUCUGGAAAAGCUCAACGAUCCGAAAGAGCGCGUCCAUUCCGCUGCUGCGGCGUGCAUAGCGAUCCUCGGGAAACGAUGCUACGAGGCUGAAGCAGGUGCGGGAUUGAGCGGGCUGGCGAGCUCCGCCUCGGCCAAGGGAAAGGAGAAGGAGGGACUGGUGGGCACGUGGGAGCGGAGCAUGAAGGAGGUACUGGCGGGCAAGGGAACAAGAGGGAAGCUCGAGUCUAUGAAGCUCCUCGCCAGCAUGAGGGGCGAAGAGGGUACAAGACUACCGCUCAAGCCAUGGUUGGCACCGUUGGUGGAAUUGCUGGAAGACGGGGAUGGACCGGUACGGGAACAGGCGCGAGAGAUCCUCGUCGUCAUGCUUUCGCCAGCCUCAACUGCGCCAGCGGCACGGUCGGAGCUCAAGAAGCUACUCGCGGCUCGAAACGUCCGAAAGACCAUCGCAGAUCCGAUCAUGAAUCGGAUCUUCAGCGGACCUGUCCAGCCUACACCGCGCGUCGGAGAAGAGACAUCUAUAGGAGAGGAAGCGGCGGCUGCAGAGCAAAAGACAGGGGGUACGCCUGUCGGGGAGGAGAUUGCUGUCGUUCAUAUAGCCAGUCCAAGAGAUCUAGAGGGGGAAUUCGCCAAGAUGUUCCCGCACUUCGAAGGCCGAGAAACCGAGCAGAAUUGGCUACUUCGCGAGAAGUCAGUCAUGCGUAUCUUGAGUUUGCGGACGACUGUUUCUCAGCAAUGUUGUGCCCUCAUGCAGGAGCUGCCGGAACAUCUGGGCUCGUCCUUCGACCCGUUCGUCGAGAGCGCAUUGCCUAUACUUGGAAAGAUGGCCGGCCUAACCAAGAAAAUCACCGCGGACAAAUCUCAGCGAGCCCUGGUUGCCAUAAUCAUCCACACUACCUGCCAUCCCCGGCUGCUCAUCGCUCAUCUAUCGGCCGGGAUCGGAGACAAAAACGUCCAAUGUCGCCAUUAUGCCGCGUCCCACCUCAAAGUCUUCCUGGACGUUCAAGGUCAACGGACCAAGUCAGCGAUGGAGUCCACGACGGGUUUACUGGACAUGCUGGAUGGCGCAAUCAAGCGUGGCCUGGCAGACGUCAAUCCAGCGGUACGGGACUUGGCUCGCGCUGCAUUCUGGUCGAUGCACUCCAUCUGGCCAGUGCGGGCCAAGGGUAUCAUGGAGGGUCUGGAGGGGUCAGCGAGAAAGCAGUUGGAGAAGGCCAAUCCUGGAGAGGCGAGCGCGGUGGUACAAGAGGUAGCGGCAGCUCGGCCGACUGUGCCAAAGCGGCAAAGCGCGAUCUCGGCCCUGCUGGCGGAGAAGCGCCGGGCUGCAAAGGCAGCCCAGACGGCCACCACCAACGCGGACCAUAUGGGCUCGCCCAGAAUCGUCUCCAAUCCCAUACCGAGCUCGCCCGCUGUCCAGCAGGGCGGUACACCACGGGCAGCUUCGUCGACGUACGCCACACCGCUCAAAGGUCGGAUGACGAGGACUCUGCCAUCGCCCGCCGCAUCCACGUCGUCUUCACCUCGCAAUACUACUCCGUCCAGAGCAUCCUCAAGCGCAGCCGUAACCACCCCAAAGCUCGGCGCAAAAGCGGGUCUAGCGUCGCCGAGAGGCGACUCGUCCAGAUCCCGCUCGUCCAGCUUGGCGAGGACAGUGUCGCAAUCCCCUCCACCUCCCACCUCCCCGAGCGCAAAGUCUAGCCUUAGGCCGAGCCACUCGUCCACCCGCUCAAGCAGCGCUGCGACGAUGGACAGUCUCCGUACUCCCACUCUCAAACGUCGACCUAUCCCCUCAUAUGCGACCAACGAGAAUAUCGGUCUCGGAAUCUCGCACUCGCCAGCCCCGAACGGGCAGGGUAAAUCACCUGAUCGCAGUCCAUCCGUCGGUCCCGCACAAGACGUGGUGGAUGAUGCACUGCGGGCACAGGCGAAUCAGGCGAUCUCGGCGGCUCAGCAGUUACUGGACUUUGAGGAACCGUCUCCUUCCACGCCGGCUAGGGCGUCGCUGUUUCCUCAAAGGAAUGGCAGCGACCUGCUGAGGACCCCUGUUAAUGGGAUAAAGAACGGGAAUGCAUGGGAAGACUCGCCAAGAAAUCAAGCGGUCACGCCGAUGUUCCUGGAGAAGCUCAAGGGGAGGAGGUAUGAGCGGAGCUGGUGGGCGCGGCAACAACAGUUAUUGGAAAAGGCCUCACCGCUCAAGCAGACCGGAGCAGCGGCAACUUCGGCCUCUCAACUCCAGCCAGAUCUGGAAGCUCUACAAAGCGGUCAGCCGGGCAUCCGGAACCUGCAGAAGCUUCUGCUCUACUCGUCAGAACAUCCUAUACCUGCUCUCGGACCGAAUGUGGACGAGGAUGAUGUAGAGGAUGCCAAGAAGAUCUGGGAGGAGGAUAGGCUGUUUGAGCGGAUCUUUGACGGGUUGAUGGCGUUCUUGAGUCCUGAUCAGUCGGAGAGCCUGCUGGAGCAGGCACUGGUACUGCUUUGGGAAAUGGUACAGCAUCAGUGGGCGCUAUUUGAGGAUAGAGAAGCUAGUCUUGUCGAUGCCUUGUUCCGCUUGAGGGCUUGCGCAAGUCAUACGAUUCUGGAAUCUACCUACUCCCUCUUAUCUCUCCUCACAUCAGUGACGGACCAUCUCAUCCUCCUCGGCGUCAUCCGCUCUUCCCUCGAUACCUUCCUAGCCCACCAUCCCGCACCUCCACCUUCCGAAUCCGCGGUCGACCUGGCCGACUCCACUUCAGCUCCCCCUCCUUCCGCUCAAACACAAAUCCGUACCUCUGGGUACAUCUUCGCGCUGAACGGCCUGGGGAUGUGCAUCCUCCGGCUCCCCGCGCCCGUCGUGCUCGUCGAAGCUUCCCGGCUCGAAUCGCUCGUCAUGACCGCUCUCUCCAGCUCGGCCAUCACCGUCCGCCAAGCUGCCAAUACCCUCAUCCUCGCCGUGCAAUGUGUAUUGGGGGAUUCGUCCGCUACUCUUGCGCUGUUCCCGCAGAUGAGCGCAACGCAGCGGAAUCUGGCGACGUACUUGAUGGAGACGAAUGGACUGCAACUACGCCCUGUUGCGAAGAGAGCGGGCGCGGCUGAGACCAACGGAGAUGAGGACAAGGGAGGAAACGAGGAGAGGAAGGAGAAGGUAUUAGGGGAGAUGGACGCUUUGAUGCUUCGGUCGAUGAAUUAG
Molecule: messenger RNA, 3465 nt
Organism: Dioszegia hungarica
Lineage: Eukaryota; Fungi; Basidiomycota; Tremellomycetes; Tremellales; Bulleribasidiaceae
Product: clasp N terminal-domain-containing protein
Exons: 11
Coding region: 1-3465 (1154 amino acids)
Biological process (GO): mitotic spindle assembly
Cellular component (GO): cytoplasmic microtubule; spindle microtubule; mitotic spindle
Molecular function (GO): microtubule binding
Source: RefSeq, a predicted model, not a curated record